CCCCGGUCCCCUGGUGUGUGUGUGUUGUUGGAUGUUUCUCUGGCUUUUGUUUACAACAUUAAUGUCAGAUCGCCAGAGGAGCGGAGAGAGAAGAGGAAAAGAGAAGAGAGGAGAAGAGAAGAGAGGAGAAGAUCGGGGAUGACAAUCAUCGCUCGGCUCACACACAUCGCCAGCUCUGCGCCCUGACCGCCCGCCCACCCACCAUCGCACAGGAGGAAAGCCAGGGGAAAUAGUUUUUUUUAGGGGAAUCCUUUCUCGGCACAACACCGGCCACCCACCCCACAUAUCGGGGGUCAGUGUGUGUGUGGGCUCUGGCCGCCAUCUUUGUUUUUCGGUCACUUUUUGGGCUGUGGGUGUGAAGGGCACCUCGGGUCGCUGGAAUGGCGGAGAGCCGCGUGUGUUCCUCCUGGGAGAUGAAGACCGGCUGGGGGGCUCCAGCCUGGAUGUCGGGGGUCCUACUACUACUACUGGUCCUGUGUCCGAGCCUGUGCCUAGGGCAACUGGGGGGCAAAGUAUGCAGCAACAGCAUUGACAUACGUAACAAUGUAAGUGAAUUUAAGGAGCUGGAAGACUGUGUCGUGAUUGAAGGCUACCUCCAGAUUUCAUUAAUCUUCACCGCAAAGGUUGAAGAUUUCCGGAACUUGCGUUUUCCCAAGCUCACAGUGAUUACAGAUUAUUUACUGCUUUUCGGGGUGUCGGGCCUGGAGAGUCUGAGUGACCUCUUUCCCAACCUCACCGUCAUCCGUGGCCGCGUUCUGUACUACAACUACGCCUUGGUUAUCUUCGAGAUGACGGACCUAAAGGAGAUUGGGCUUUACAGCUUGCGGAAUAUUAAACGGGGUGCUAUAAGGAUCGAAAAGAACCCCAAAUUGUGCUACCUUUCUACUGUGGAUUGGUCACUGGUCUUGGAAGCGGUCUACAACAAUUACAUUGUCGGGAAUAAACCACCAAAGGACUGUGGAGAUAUGUGUCCUGGCACUAUGGAAGAUAAGCCAAUUUGCCAGAAAACCGUGAUUGACAAUGAAUUUUCAUACCACUGCUGGUCAGCCGAACAUUGCCAGAAAGUGUGCCCCGGCAAGUGUGAGAGACUCUCCUGUACAGACAAGGGCGAGUGCUGCCAUCCGGAGUGCCUGGGAAGCUGUACCGCUGCAAACAACGACAGCGCCUGCGUGGCUUGUCAACACUUCUUCUACGAAGACAGAUGUGUCCCCAGCUGUCCAGAGAACACCUACAGCUUUCAGGGGUGGCGCUGCAUCACCUUGGAAGAAUGUGCCAACAUGCACACCAUAUAUAAUGUCACAGACCAUUACAUCCUCCAUAACGGGGAGUGUGUGUACGAAUGUCCAUUAGGAUAUCGAGCCAAUGACAGUCAAAGUAUGUUCUGCAUUCCAUGUGAGGGCCAUUGUCCUAAAGUCUGCAUCGAGGAGAAGACCAUUGAUUCCGUCACCUCCGCCCAGAUGUUGGAAGGAUGUACAGUGCUGCAAGGAAACCUUGUGCUCAACAUCCGCAGAGGCCAAAAUAUUGCCGCAGAGCUGGAGAACUUUAUGGGUCUCAUAGAGACGGUGACCGGAUACGUGAAAAUCCGCCACUCCCACGCUCUGGUUUCGCUGUCCUUCCUGAAAAGUCUGCGUUACAUCAAUGGAGAGAACCUCACCGAUGGGAAUUACGCCUUUUAUGUUCUGGGCAACAAAAAUCUACAGCAACUGUGGGAUUUUACGAAACACAGCCUCACCAUCAAAACCGGCAAGAUGUAUUUUGCAUCAAACCCAAGGUUAUGCUUAAAAGAGAUCAAUGACAUGGAAAAUGCGACAGGAACCACAGGACGGCAGACAGACCAGGACAUAAAUCCUACAAAUAAUGGAGACCGAGCAUCCUGUGGGUAAAAGGCCA
Molecule: messenger RNA, 1890 nt
Organism: Rana temporaria (common frog)
Lineage: Eukaryota; Metazoa; Chordata; Amphibia; Anura; Ranidae
Product: insulin-like growth factor 1 receptor
Exons: 6
Coding region: 381-1883 (500 amino acids)
Biological process (GO): positive regulation of phosphatidylinositol 3-kinase/protein kinase B signal transduction; glucose homeostasis; insulin-like growth factor receptor signaling pathway
Cellular component (GO): insulin receptor complex; axon
Molecular function (GO): insulin receptor substrate binding; insulin receptor activity
Source: RefSeq, a predicted model, not a curated record